GUCUGGUCCGGUUCUGUUGGAGCGGGAGGUGUGUACGGCGCUUUUGUCGUGUGGAUUCCCCGUGUGGUCAGCUAGGUUUAAUUUCCGCGAAACGCGCGCUUGCUGAAAACAACGCGAAAGUGCUGAUUUGCAAAGUGUGGCUUCCAUUAUCCAGCUGGGCAAGGAAUAGGACCAAUUGGAAGAGUUGAUAGCAGUUGUUGCUGACAAGUGCUAAGUGAUAGAACGUUCCCGGAUUGGCUGUUACAAUGGCUGAACGAUUCCUGCCAUGCCGGGUGCUGCAGCCGGUGACGUCACUUGAGGCCGGCUACCUCAAGGACAACAACUUUGACACCGUCUGCGUGAUCGACGGCGCCCAAGUUCCGGCUCAGUUGAAAGCUUGUUUCAGCGCGCACGAAUCGGUGGAUGCGGCGUUCAACAUCGAGAUUUGCUGUUUCAGGUCGGGCGUGUUGGAUUGUCGCGUGGUUUACGCGCCCCUCGGGACGUUGACCGAUUUCGAUGAUGUUCGUCGGUUUGGGGAGGCCGCCGGUAAGGCGCUGGAUCGUGCCAUCAAGGCUGGGGCGAAGCAACCGUUGUUGGUGCUUCCGACGGCCAGUGCGGAUUUCGCCGAUGCCGAUCUGGUGUCGAUUCUGGGUGCGCUGGCCAAGCUGUACGUUCCGUUGCAGCUGCGCGAGGACGUCCCAGCGAAGAAGGAACGCUUCGUUAAGAUUGGAUUCUUCCACCCGGAUGCUGCCAAGUUGGCCAAACUGUUGAAGGAAGCUUCGGCCUUCGAGGCAGGUCGCUUUGUCGCUCGGGACAUUGGUGGAGGUGACCCGGAACGCAUGGCACCGCCCCGUGUCGAGCAGUAUCUGAACGAUGGAGUGUUUGACAAGAAUCUGGUGUUUAAAACCGUUAUCUCCGAUGAGGCCAUUCUGACCAAGGAGUACCCGCUGUUCGCUGCGGUCAACCGUGCCGCGGCAUGUGUCCCCCGCCACCAAGGACGUCUCAUCUUCCUGGAGUACAAGUCCAACAGCCCACCGAAGAAGACGCUGAUCCUGGUCGGCAAGGGUGUCACCUACGACACCGGUGGCGCCGACAUCAAGGCCGGAGGAGUGAUGGCCGGUAUGAGCCGUGACAAGUGCGGAGCGGCGGCCGUCGCCGGGUUCAUGAAGACCGUCGAGCAACUCCAGCCCCAGGGCGUCCACGUGAUCGGGGUCCUGUGCAUGGUGCGCAACUCGGUCGGCGAGGAGUGCUACGUCUCGGACGAAAUGGUCACCUCACGGGCAGGCGUGCGAGUCCGCGUUGGCAACACGGACGCCGAGGGUCGUAUGGCCAUGGCGGAUGCCCUGUGCCACAUGAAGGAACGUGUCAUCGCGGAGAACAUGCCCGACGCGCAUCUCUUCACGAUCGCAACCUUGACCGGGCAUGCCGUGCUGGCGGUUGGCAAUCACUCGAUCGUGAUGGACAACGGACCGGCUCGGGCUGCCGGACAUGGACGUCGACUGCAGGAGCAGGGUGAGGUGAUCGGGGAUCCGUUUGAGAUUUCGAUUCUACGCAAGGAGGACUUUGACUUCCACUGUGGCAAGUGCUACGGUGAGGAUGUUCUGCAGGCGAACAAUUUGCCGUCCAGCAGGACCGUGCGUGGACAUCAGAGUCCUGCCGCCUUCAUGAUGCUGUCUACCGGGCUGGACAAGCACGGGCUCAAGUCGGACCGGCCGAUCAAGUACUCCCACCUGGACAUCGCCGGCAGUGCCGGUGACAUUCCGGACCCGCCAACCGGCGCCCCCAUUCUGGCCCUGGCCCGGACCCAUUUGCAUUAAGUGCCAACACUUUUGGCCGCAAUCAUCAUCACGUGAAAGGAGGGGCGAAUUGAAAGAAUAACAAUGUACUUUUUUUUUUUGUGGAAAAGAAAAUCUUCCUUAUCUACACACACUCACAUACACAUUGCGCUGCGUCGCAAAUAAAAUAUCCAGUUAAUACAUGUACUUAUAAGUAAUUCAGUGGAGUAAAAAAAAAAACACACACAAAUGUUCAGAGAGUGCGUCUCGUAAUAAAACCAGAGCAUUUCUUUUACAA
Molecule: messenger RNA, 2052 nt
Organism: Culex pipiens pallens (northern house mosquito)
Lineage: Eukaryota; Metazoa; Arthropoda; Insecta; Diptera; Culicidae
Gene: Dip-B
Product: putative aminopeptidase W07G4.4
Exons: 4
Coding region: 246-1796 (516 amino acids)
Biological process (GO): proteolysis
Cellular component (GO): cytoplasm
Molecular function (GO): metalloaminopeptidase activity; manganese ion binding
Source: RefSeq, a predicted model, not a curated record